GUCGCCAGGUGUUCCUCUGCAUACCGAGACAACUUUAGAAUAGGUUACUUUCCGAUUGUGACAUCCACUGGAGAAAGAUCAUCUCAGCGAACGACCCCCCAAUCACUGACGACAAACGCCUUCCCAAGAUGGCUGCCGACUCCGCCUCAAACGACAGCAAGUUCCUGCGGCAGGACCAGGACUUCCGGGACAGUGGCAUGGCGCAGGCUGAUUGGUCGGCCAAGAAGAUGGUUUGGAUCCCCUCAGAGAAGGAAGGCUUCGAGGCCGCCAGCAUUAAGGAGGAGAAGGGAAAUGAGGUACUGGUGGAGCUGGCUAACGGCAGGAAGGCGACUGUCAACAAAGAUGACAUCCAGAAGAUGAACCCUCCUAAAUUCAGUAAGGUAGAAGAUAUGGCCGCUCUCACCUUCCUGAACGAGGCCUCAGUUCUCCACAACCUAAGGGAGAGGUACUUUUCCAGCCUCAUUUACACUUAUUCGGGUCUGUUUUGUGUGGUGGUGAACCCGUACAAGAUGCUCCCUAUCUAUUCUGAGAAGAUCAUUGAGAUGUACAAGGGCAAGAAACGCCACGAGGUCCCCCCCCACAUCUACUCUAUCACAGACAAUGCCUACAGGAACAUGAUGCAAGACCGUGAAGACCAGUCCAUUCUCUGCACAGGUGAGUCUGGAGCGGGGAAGACAGAGAACACUAAGAAGGUGAUCCAGUACCUGGCAGUGGUGGCCUCCUCUCACAAGGGCAGUAAGAAGGACACUGGCACUGAGAAACCAGAGAAACCUGGGUCUCUGGCGUAUGGGGAGCUAGAGAAGCAGCUGCUGCAGGCUAACCCCAUCCUGGAGGCCUUUGGAAAUGCCAAGACCAUCAAGAAUGACAACUCUUCACGCUUUGGCAAGUUCAUCAAGCUUAACUUCGACGUGACAGGAUACAUUGUUGGAGCCAACAUUGAUACAUAUCUGCUGGAGAAGUCUCGCUGUAUCCGCCAGGCAAAGAUAGAGAGAGCCUUCCAUAUAUUUUACUACAUGGUGGCCGGCGCUAAGGACAAGCUCAGAGAGGAGUUGCUCCUGGAAGAUUUUGGGGCCUACCGGUUCCUGGUGGCAGGUCAUGUCGAGGUGCCGGGGCAGGAAGACGAUGAGAUGUUCAUUGAAACACUGGAGGCCAUGGAGAUCAUGGGCUUCUCAGAGGAUGAGAGGAUGGGCAUGAUGAAGGUUGUCUCCACUGUCCUCCAGCUAGGGAACAUCACUUUCAAUAAAGAGAGAAACAAUGAGCAGGCAACCAUGCCGGACAACACAGCGGCUCAAAAGGUGUGCCACCUGCAGGGUAUCAAUGUGACUGACUUCACCCGUGCCAUCCUGACCCCCCGCAUCAAGGUGGGCAGGGAGGUGGUGCAGAAGGCUCAAACUAAGGAACAGGCUGACUUUGCCGUUGAGGCCUUGGCCAAGGCCAUGUAUGAGCGCUUGUUCAGGUGGAUUCUUGCCAGGGUCAAUAAGACUCUGGAUAAAGCUAAGCGCAAAGGGGCGUCUUUCCUGGGCAUCCUAGACAUAGCUGGAUUCGAGAUUUUUGAGGACAACUCGUUCGAACAGUUGUGCAUCAACUACACCAACGAGCGCCUCCAGCAGCUGUUCAACCACACCAUGUUCAUCCUGGAACAGGAGGAGUACAAGAGGGAGGGCAUCGACUGGGCCUUCAUCGACUUCGGCCUGGACCUGCAGCCCUGCAUCGAGCUCAUCGAGAGGCCGAACAACCCGCCGGGUAUUCUGGCUCUGUUGGAUGAGGAGUGCUGGUUCCCGAAAGCCACAGACUUGUCCUUCGUAGAGAAACUGAUGAACACCCACGCGUCCCAUUGCAAGUUCUCCAAACCCAAGUCCUUGAAGGACAAGACUGCCUUCUCCAUUCUGCACUACGCCGGCAGGGUAGACUACAAUGGAGCUAGCUGGCUGACUAAGAACAUGGACCCUCUAAAUGACAAUGUUACAGCUCUCCUCAACAACUCCUCCAAUCCCUUCAUCCAAGACCUAUGGAAGGAUGUGGAUCGUGUUGUGGGGUUGGAGACCAUCACUAAGAUGUCGGAGAGCUCUGCACCCGCUGCCACUAAGUCUAAGAAGGGCAUGUUCAGGACAGUGGGACAGCUCUACAAGGAGUCCCUGGGCAAACUGAUGACCACACUCAACAACACACAGCCCAACUUCAUCCGCUGCAUCAUCCCAAACCACGAGAAAAGAGCAGGGAAACUGGAUGCUAACCUAGUUCUAGAACAGCUGAGGUGUAACGGGGUUCUGGAAGGGAUCCGGAUCUGCAGACAGGGCUUCCCCAACCGCAUCGUGUUCCAAGAGUUUCGACAACGCUAUGAGAUCCUGGCAGCCAAUGCAAUUCCUAAGGGUUUUAUGGACGGAAAACAAGCCUGUCAACUCAUGAUGAAGCAUCUCGAUCUGGAUCCCAACCUGUUUCGUAUCGGUCAGAGCAAGAUGUUCUUCAGGACAGGGGUGUUGGCCCAACUGGAGGAGGAGAGAGACAUUAAACUGACCGUGGUCAUCAUCGCAUUCCAGGCCCAUGCUAGGAGCUUCCUCGCACGCAAGGCGUUCAGUAAGCGCCAGGCCCAGCUAACCGCUAUGAAGGUGAUUCAGAGGAACUGUGCUGUCUACCUGGUCCUGAAGAACUGGCAAUGGUGGAGACUUUUCACCAAGGUGAAGCCACUCCUCCAAGUGACACGACAGGAAGAGGAAAUGGGUCAGAAGGAGGAGGAGCUAAAGGAAGCCAAAGAUCUGGCUCAGAAGAGCCAGGCGGAACUAAAAGAGAUCUCUCAGAAACACACACAGUUGAUGGAAGAGCGAGCUAAACUUGAGCAGAAACUUCAGGCGGAGACAGAGAUGUACGCUGAGGCAGAGGAGAUGAGGGUUCGCCUGGAGGCCAAGAAGCAGGAGCUGGAGGAGGUGCUCCAUGAGAUGGAGGCACGCCUGGAAGAAGAGGAGGAGCGGGCUACUCAGCUGCAGCAGGAGAGGAAGGACAUGCAGCAGCAACUACAGGACAUGGAGGCCCACCUAGCUGAGGAAGAGGAUGCCCGUCAGAAACUUCAGCUGGAGAAGGUGACUGUUGAAGGGAAGAUGAAGAAACUGGAGGAGGAUGUUCUCAUUAUGGAGGACCAGAAUAACAAACUGCUCAAGGAGCGUAAGCUGUUGGAGGAGAGAAUAUCUGACUUCAGUUGUAACCUGGCUGAAGAGGAGGAGAAGUCUAAAAACCUGACAAAGCUGAAGAACAAACAUGAGUCCAUGAUCUCCGACCUAGAGGUGCGCAUGAAGAAGGAGGAGAAAGGCAGGCAGGAGGUAGAGAAGGCCAAGAGGAAGCUGGAGGCGGAGCUGGCAGACCUCCAGGACCAGCUGGCAGAAUUGCAGGCCCAGAUAGCCGAGCUCCGAGCCCAGCUCACUGCCAAGGAGGAGGAGCUACAGGCCACUCAGGCCAGGUUGGAGGAGGAGUCAGCAGGUCGAGCUGCAGCGGUGCGUCACGUCAGGGAGCUGGAGGGGCUGUUAGGGGAGCUCCAGGAGGACCUCGAGGCAGAGAGGUCAGCCAGGGGGAAGGUGGAGGCGGCGCGCAGAGACCUGGGGGAGGAGCUGAACGCUCUGAGGUCUGAGCUGGAAGACACCCUGGAUACCACCGCAGCACAGCAGGAGCUACGGGCAAAACGUGAGCAGGAGGUGGCCAUUUUAAAGAAGAUGAUGGAAGAGGAGGGGCGUGGCCAUGAGGCUCAGGUUCAGGAGAUGAGACAGAAACACACGCAAGCUGUUGAGGAGCUGACAGAGCAACUGGAGCAGGCCAAGAGGGUCAGAUCUAGUCUGGAGAAAGCUAAGCAGGCAUUGGAGAAGGAGUCAUCUGACCUAAGCGCAGACCUCCACUCAAUGGCUAACGCCAAACAGGAAGUGGAGCACAGGAGAAAGAAAGUCGAAGGGCAGCUGUCUGAGCUGCAGUCGCGCUACAGUGACAGUGAGAGGCAGAGGGGAGAGCUGGGAGAACGAGUCUCCAAGAUGACUUCUGAGUUGGACAGUGUGACCGCUCUGUUGAACGAGGUGGAGGGGAAGAACAUAAAGCUGAGUAAAGACGUGGCCAGUCUAGGGUCACAGCUCCAGGACGCUCAGGAAUUGUUGUCAGAGGAGACUCGUCAGAAGCUCAGCCUGUCAGGUCGUCUUCGUCAGACAGAGGAUGACAGGAACAACCUUCUAGAACAGCUGGAGGAAGAGACGGAGGCCAAGAGAGGAGUGGAGAGACAGGUCUCCAGUCUCAACAUGCAGCUGUCUGACUAUAAGAAACGUCUGGAGGAGGUACAGGGGACAGUGGAACUCCUGGAGGAGGGCAAGAAACGCCUGCAGAGGGACCUGGAGGGCGCUAUCUCAGAUUGUGAGGAGAAGGCGAGUGCCUAUGAUAAGCUAGAGAAGAGCCGGUUAAGACUUCAGCAGGAGCUUGAGGAUGUCCUGAUGGACCUGGACAACCAGAGAACCUUGGUCUCCAACUUGGAGAAGAAACAGAGGAAGUUUGACCAGAUGCUUGCCGAGGAGCGUUCUAUCUCCAGUAAGUAUGCAGAGGAGCGAGACCGUGCAGAGGCAGAGGCGAGAGAAAAGGAGACACGGGCCCUGUCCCUGGGGAGGGCCUUGGAGGAAGCGCAGGCCUCCCUGGAGGAGCAGGAGAGGAGCAACAAGGCCCUCAGGGCAGAGAUGGAGGACCUGGUCAGUUCUAAGGAUGACGUCGGGAAGAAUGUCCAUGAGUUGGAGAAGGCUAAGCGUGGCCUGGAAGCCGCACUGGAUGAGAUGCGUCUCCAGAUGGAUGAGCUGGAGGAUGAGCUACAGGCUGCGGAGGACGCAAAGCUGCGUUUGGAGGUCAACACCCAGGCCCUGAAGACUCAACACGACAGAGACCUGCAGGGGCGCGAAGAACAGGGGGAGGAGAGGAGGAAACAACUGCUGAAACAGGUGCGUGAGCUGGAGAGCGAACUGGAGGAGGAGCGGAGGCAGCGGGCGAUGGCGACGGCGGGGAGGAAGAAGCUCGAAGGAGAGGUGAAGGACCUGGAGGACCAUUUGGAGGCCACCAGUAGGGGGCGUGACGAGGCCGUCAAACAGCUGAAGAAAAUACAGGCUCAGAUGAAGGAGUUCCAGAGGGAGGUGGAGGACUCCCGUGCUGCCCAAAAGGAGGUACUCUCCUCGGCCAGGGAGUCAGACAGGAGAGCCAAGACCUUGGAGGCUGACAUCAUGCAGUUACAGGAGGAGUUGGCUGCUGCAGAGAGGGCUCGUAAGCAGGCCGAGACGGAGCGAGACGAGAUGUCUGAGGAGCUGGCGAAUUCUUCUGGAAAGUCUAUGAUGUCUGAUGAGAAGCGUCGUCUGGAGGCUAAGAUCUCCCAGUUGGAGGAGGAGCUGGAGGAGGAGCAAGCCAACAUGGAGACACUCAACGACCGCCUCCGCAAGACCCAGCAGCAGGUGGACCAGCUGAGCGUUGAGCUGCAGGCGGAGCGGAGCACCUCCCAGACCAGAGAGGGCGCCCGGCAGCAGCUGGAGAGACAGAACAAGGACCUAAAGGCCAAGCUACAGGAGAUAGAGGGACAGGGCAGGUCAAAGUUCAAAUCCUCAAUCGCAGCCAUGGAGGUCAAAAUAAACCAGCUGGAGGAACAGCUGGAGCUGGAAAGCAGAGAGAAACAAGCCAACGCUAAAGGCAUUCGUCAGAAAGAGAAGAAACUGAAGGAUCUCACCAUUCAGAUGGAGGAUGAGAGGAAACAGGUUGAGCAGUACAAGGACCAGGCGGAGAAGGCUAACGUGCGGGUAAAGCAGCUGAAGCGUCAGCUGGAGGAGGCGGAGGAGGAGUCUCAACGUGUUGCCGCCGGACGCAGGAAGCUACAGAGGGAACUGGAUGAAGCCACUGAAGCCAAUGACGCCCUCAGUAGGGAGGUGUCUGCCCUCAGAAACAAACUCAGGCGAGGAGGGGGAAGUGAGUCAUCUUUCAGCACCAGUCCUCGCCGUGUCAGGGGCGUUGGGAACGUCAGCAUCACUGGGGCUGGGAGCCGCAGGAGCGGAGCUGGGAGUAAUCUAGGGAACGGGGAUAAUUCAGAAAACACCUAUGACGUUCCGGAGGAGGAGGAGCCAAUGUUCUCGUCCACCCCACCUCCGGAGGACAUCAACGGAACCUUGCCGGACGAGUAGGGGGGGGGGGGGUCACUGCUGUCCUUCUACAUACUCUGCCCAUCCCUCCAUCACUUCUCUCUGCCCCACACAAAAUGCCUUUCCUGUUUAAAACGCUGUUCUACCCAUCUUUUCUAUCAUCCACCCAUCCAUCCUUCUGUCUCCCUCCCCAUUAUUAGCACUACAGAAUCUAUGCAUCACCUGCGUGAGGUAAAUAGUUAUGAAUGUUAUCAAUGUGCCACGUGGCCUCUUUUCAAACAGAAUGUAUUUCUUAAUUUGAUGAAACUAUGUCUACAGCAUCUUCUGGAUACUGUGCACACUCAGCGGUUAGUUUAUUGUCUGCGUUGAGUGUCUCUGAAUAAUAGUGUCUCUGAAUAGGAGUGUCUCUGAAUAGGAGUGUCUCUGGAUAAGAGUGUCUCUGAAUAAGUGUCCCUGGAUAAGAGUUUCUGCUAGAUUAUUUAAGAUGCAAUAAACUGGUCACUGAGGGUAUAUACUGAGUGUAUAUUCCUGGAAUAUUCCUUUUAUUUUGGAGGUUAUAUCUUUCAAUCCUUAAGAUUUUUCCCCCUCUAUAUAGAAUUAAUAAUUUAACUUCCUUGUCUUUUUCAAGAUGUUCUCUAUUUUAGAGUUACCUAAUUAAUCUGGCAAUGUAAUGAGAAUUUGGGACACUGCAGUAAACAGCUAACCCAAUGUACAAUGCUUUAAGAUUUAUUAAUUCAUAGUACAUAUCUUUCCAAAACCAAAACACUACUACCACCACUACUACUACCACUAGUACUACUACCACUACUACUCCCACUAG
Messenger RNA from Esox lucius (northern pike), 6942 nucleotides. RefSeq names its product myosin-11. The transcript is spliced from 45 exons. Gene Ontology annotation, molecular function: actin filament binding; cytoskeletal motor activity; ATP binding. The record is from RefSeq and is a predicted model, not a curated record. Lineage: Eukaryota; Metazoa; Chordata; Actinopteri; Esociformes; Esocidae. The coding region runs from base 129 to 6164 and encodes 2011 amino acids. Gene Ontology annotation, cellular component: myosin complex.